AUCAAACUUAUCGAAUGGUUAUCAAUGUGGAAUAUUAAGUACCUAGUAGGUACAGGUAUGUAGUUAGGUACUAUCGAGAUAUCUGUAGCUAAAUGCAGGCAUAUCGUAUUUCAAACCAAACACGCAAAAUUCUAUCUCUUUAUUAUCUUCCUUUUUUCCCCUUCCGCGCGUCAUAUUUUCUUGCAACGGUGUAAGUGUAAUUAUUUUUUCUAUGUGUGCUGGCCAUUAUCUCGCAGUUACUCGUAGCAUGAGAAUAAACAUGCAUUAAAUGAACUCUACCCCUUUAUGUUUUAUGAAAACAAAAACACAGUGAUUUUUUUAUGCUAUCGUUUUAUUGAUAGUGUAAUUUGGAAGUUCUGUAUUCACUUUACGGUCUUCAUAUUUUUUGAGGUAAGUUUGUUGCCGUUGUGAAGAAUCGAAUUUGUACAAGAAAUGGGCAUUAAUCCGGCCAAACUACGUUCACUGGCUGCGAAAUCUUCGUGUAUACAAUUGGUGUACGAAUGGGCCAGCUGUGAAAUGCCAGCAGUCGAUAUUUGGAAAAAGGAAGAAGACUACGGUACAUGCCCGGAUCACGAAUGGUUCAUUUGGCAACUGAACGAAAUGCAACUACCCGGCAGCCCAGUGAUCCCGAAUUUGGUUCUCGACCAAAUCGAAUACCACAUGACGUCGAUUUUGAAGCAGGUUACCGACUGGAUCUGUCACCAUCAUCGUAAAAAUUUCUUCCACGAUGAUCCGGCGUCUGCUUUGAAACAAUACCUGCUCAAACUGAUUUGGAAACCAAAUUGUACGAUUGACUACGCAGCUACUGCCAAAAACGUGUUGGUUGGCUCGAAUUUUAACGAUAUGGAGAAGUACAGAUUCGCUUGUACGUAUUGUUUUUCGGAGGAAGUAUGCAAUUUGAAAGAUAUGGCGGAGGUAACGAUAGAUUUGAGUUUCGAAGCAGAGCCUUUGCUGGUUUAUUGGAGUAAAUACUUGGCCAAUCAGUUGGAUACGAUAAGUUUACCGGCGAACGAUUCACUCGACGAGAUCAUGUUUGCUAAAGCUCUGAAUGUAUACGAUCUUUGGCAGCCCAUAAAGUACUUUUUUGAAAAAUCGAACUCCGGCGCUAGAUUAUUGCAGUGUAAGAAGGUUUUGAUGCACAAAGAUGGAAAAUAUCAACAAGGACUACUGGCUGUACUGAACGAAUGCGAAAAAUGUUCGGUGUACCAGGCUAAUCUGAAAGAAAUCAUUAAAAAUUACAUAAAGGUGAACAAUCUCGAAGGUAUUGUACGGAUUUACGCCGAAAUGAAGAGCGAGUUAAGUUUCGAGCAUUUCGCUGUAAUUAUCGAAGAAUUGGCCCGGUUGUCGGCGAAUACUGGUCACUAUUUCAAUCCAUUGACACGGUUACUAAUGGAAAUUUGGAACGAUGCCAGCGACCAGUACAAACGCCGGGUAGUAUCAACUGGUUUGCGAACCAUUCUCGGCAACAUAUGGAGCUGGAGCUGGAGCCAUUCGGUCAAGGCAGACGUAGACGAUAUCGACAAUCCUUUGAUGUUUAUUCGUGCUUUGGCUGAUGUGUACGAACCGCGAAAUUUCCUCAAGGAGAAUUUUUAUUGGCUGGUACUGUGGCAAUCGUUUACUUCUGUGCUCAAACUACUCGACGAAUAUCAAUUCAGCGCCGAAGAGAUCGAGGAAUUAAAGAGAGAUACUCGACGAUCGGAUACAAUGAAAUACAUUUGUUCGGCAAAUUUAAGGAGUGGCGAUAUUGAAGAAUUUAACAGUAUUGUAUCGUUUUGUUACUCGGAUGAUGAUGCGAGCAGAAUCGCGUUUCAAAGGAAAUUUUUAAGGGAUCAUUCGGACGAUCUUAGUGAUGGGUUGUGCCGCACCGAUUGGAGAAUAGUUCGCGAAUUCGUCAACGACGUGUUUCGCGACACCGACGACGACGGAUUCGUGUCUUCCUACACUACCAAACUAGUGGAACACGUUUUGGAGAAAGAAAUGUUAUUUCUGAUGGAUAGGAUGUAUGUAAAGAUGUAUCCAGAAGAAGCAAACAGUGUCGACGUGUUAAAAUGUAUCGAAGCUUUUGUGCCACACCAGCGCAAGUUAUCUCGAGCAAAGAAGACAUGCAUCGACUCACUUUUCAAAUGCCUUCAUAAUGAUAGUUUUUUCGUUUUUAAGGAGACACAGGUCGAAAAAAUGCUAAUUUGGAGCUACGGAACUGACGAGACGGGUGUGGCUAAAUUUAAAGAGAAAAUCAACGUUUCGAAAUGUUUCGUUAGUCAGUUGUAUAAGUGCGACAAAGGAGACACUUUCAAAGCGACCGAUUCUAUGGAGGAAUUUUUGCGCUGGUAUUACCCCCUCGAAAAUGAGAGGAAAGCUUUCAAAUUGGAAAUGAUUCACUCGUACGGUAAAUUUGAAGAGAUCGGGAAAAUGCUAAAACAGAGGAAGUAUCGUCGACCUAUGUUAAAUUGGUUUUUUGAAAACGACGCCUGUAAAAUAAACGAAUUUAUCACUAAAAUAUCCGGGUAGGUUUGUCAAAACGGUAGUCGAUGGUUGAAUUCUCGAAUGUGUUGGUAAUACUGUAAUAUGUUGUUUAUUUUAUCAAUCAUUCUAAAAUCUUUGUUAAAUAAGUAGGUACUUAUGUAUUUCAACCAAUUCAGUUAUCGUAAUAAAUUUGGCGAAGUGUUUGCUAAAA
Messenger RNA from Planococcus citri (citrus mealybug), 2674 nucleotides. RefSeq lists its product as uncharacterized. The record is from RefSeq and is a predicted model, not a curated record. Lineage: Eukaryota; Metazoa; Arthropoda; Insecta; Hemiptera; Pseudococcidae. The transcript has 2 exons. Bases 433 to 2508 code for a protein of 691 amino acids.